This is a messenger RNA of Pseudophryne corroboree (corroboree frog), 1370 nucleotides long. RefSeq names its product troponin I, cardiac muscle-like. The coding region runs from base 1 to 1176 and encodes 391 amino acids. The transcript is spliced from 10 exons. The record is from RefSeq and is a predicted model, not a curated record. Gene Ontology annotation, biological process: cardiac muscle contraction; skeletal muscle contraction. NCBI's taxonomy places the organism in Eukaryota, Metazoa, Chordata, Amphibia, Anura, Myobatrachidae. Gene Ontology annotation, cellular component: troponin complex.
AUGUAUGCACAAUGGCGGGACCCUUAUGAGAUCAUCAAGGCAGUGGGACCGGUCAAUUACAGGGUCCGACAGCUGGGUAGAAGGAGGGAGAAACGGGAAGUGGUGAACUUGGUGAAACGCUACCAAGAUGUGUUUUCUGCCAUUCCGGGAAAGACACAGAUCAUCCAGCAUGAUGUUGUGACUCCACCCGGGGUGGUCAUUAAACAGAGGCCAUAUCGCAUACCCGAAACGAAGCGGGCAGCAGUAAAGCAGGAGGUGGAAGAGAUGUUACGCCUAGGGGUUAUAGAGGAAUCCACCAACAAGAUAACGUGGUCUGGACCAAUGGAAACUGCUUUGCAGGAUUUAAGACGAGCUUUGUGUAAUGAGCCUGUCUUGCAAGCUCUUGACUUUAAAAAGCUAUUUGUGUUACAAAUGGAUGCCUCUGGGACAGGAUUAGGAGCAGUCCUAUCCCAAGAAUAUGAAGAAGAGGAAGAGGAGUAUGUGGAGGAAGAAGAGGUUGAGGAGGAGGAGGAAGAGCCAGUACCGGAACCACCAAAGCCUGCACCUCCAGCAGCCGCCCCACCACUAAUCCGAAGGAAAUCAUCAGCAAACUAUCGCUCCUAUGCCACCGAGCCACAGGUUAAGAGAAAACCGAAGAUAUCUGCAUCUCGGAAACUGCAGCUGAAGAGUCUGAUGCUGCAAAUUGCUAAGAGUGAGAUGGAACAUGAAGAGGAAGAGCGAGCCCGUGAGAAGGAGAGGUUCUUGGCUGAGCACUGUCAGCCCCUACAACUCUCUGGACUGUCUCGUUCUGAGCUUCAGGAUCUAUGCACGGAGCUCCAUGAAAGGAUUGAUGUGGUGGAUGAAGAAAGAUAUGACAUGGAAGCUAAAGUGAACAAAAGUAUUACAGAGAUUGAGGACUUGAAUCAAAAGAUUUUUGAUCUGCGUGGAAAGUUCAAACGGCCACCACUGCGAAGAGUGCGCAUAUCAGCAGAUGCCAUGAUGCGGGCACUUCUGGGCACGAAACACAAAGCUGCUAUGGACCUAAGAGCUAACCUCAAGCAAGUUAAGCAAGCCAAAAAAGAUGAUGCAGAUAAGGAUAUACGUGAAGUAGGAGACUGGAGAAAGAACGUUGAUGCUCUCAGUGGAAUGGAGGGCAGGAAAAAGAAGUUUGAAUCAUCUGGAGCUGUGCAGACCUAAGAAGGUCAGGAGCAUCACUCAUGAAAACUGCAAUGGGGGACAUCACACCUGCCUAGCUGUCAUGUUCCCUGUACUAAUCAUUUUACUGUCUAGUGUUUGUGAUGAAUAGGUGACUAGACUACCUUCACAUGUUGUUUGUGUCCUGUAUUAUCCCUGCAUAUAUUUAUAGUCACAAAUAAACAUUACAGAACGUG